UACUAUCACUAGUCGCUAGAGGAACUCAGACAUUAGAUGAACCAUAGUGUUGGGUUUUAUAUGAUAUUCCAGAUUAAUUCCUCAGUUCAGUCUGUGGAAGUAACAACAGAUAUAUGAUAAUCAUCAGAUGAAGCUGCUGCUUCGUCUGUGUUAAGAAUAAGAAGGUCUACUAAAACAGGAGUAGAAGAGGAGUUUGACAUUCUGUAGAUCCAUCGUCGUUGUUCGGCUCCCUCCCGUUCCCGGUCUUCUUAAUUACGCACCGGCACCGCAGUAAUGGCGGAAUCGAGGGAAAAAAGGUUUGCCUCCGAAAAAGCAAUGCUGCCCCCAUCAGAGGCCCACAGUUCAAAGGAAGAUGAAAAUUUGAGAGUAAAGGGACAUGCUCCAAAAUCUCACAGUGAGGAUCAAACUGAGGAACCUCAUCUUAAAAAGCCUUGUACUAAUAACACAGAACCUUCUUCAGAACAUCAGUCCAUGAACUUUACGAAAAUGUCUGACUCAGAAGUAGUGGACUUGAGUAGAAGCUCAACGGAAAUGUUUAAAGAUGCUUUAAGUGACAUACAAAGUGGAUUGAUGCCACUUUUCCAAGAUUGGAUACCACAAUGGGAGCAGCUUGAGGAAGAAGAAGGGUCUAUUCUCUCAACUUUGGCACAUCAAGGAGUAUCUUCACAGGCUAUAAGUGAAUGCUUACAACAACAGUUGAAUGAUCUUCACAACUCAGUUGCUGCUAUAGUAUCAGAAUAUGGAUGUUAAUCCUCAAGAAUUAACCAUAAGUUUGUUUUACACAAGACAAGCAGUAAGAAUAACUGGAUGAAAAAAUUACCUGGGUUUUAAAGUUCUAUCAAUCCAUUUUUAUUGCUCUUGUGUAUAGUGAACAGGUAUUUUUGUUUGAUUUUAAAAUCCUUAGUAUUUGUUCAUGUAUUAGGUAGACAAAAGGUAAGUUAUUGGUAAAUACUUAGCUUUUUAUGAAAGUGAUUCACAGCUUAUAUAGAGAAUUACAGGAAAGCAAAUGUUGAGUUCAGAUAGAUACUUAAAAGUGUUUUCUCAAAAGGUCAAAUGUAUAGGAUAGUUAGCCUUGGCAGAAGGGCUCAAAUUUAUUUAAAGCAGAAGUAUUUACUAUUUAAUGGCAGUACAUAAAUACAAAUUUUUAGUAUUGUACAAUACUUUUAUGUGAAAUGUAGUGAAAUUAUAGUUUUCAAAUUGUU
This is a messenger RNA of Macrobrachium nipponense, 1202 nucleotides long. RefSeq lists its product as uncharacterized. The record is from RefSeq and is a predicted model, not a curated record. The transcript is spliced from 4 exons. The coding region runs from base 274 to 750 and encodes 158 amino acids. NCBI's taxonomy places the organism in Eukaryota, Metazoa, Arthropoda, Malacostraca, Decapoda, Palaemonidae.